Messenger RNA from Penicillium concentricum, 255 nucleotides. RefSeq lists its product as uncharacterized. The transcript has 3 exons. Lineage: Eukaryota; Fungi; Ascomycota; Eurotiomycetes; Eurotiales; Aspergillaceae. The coding region runs from base 1 to 255 and encodes 84 amino acids. The record is from RefSeq and is a predicted model, not a curated record.
AUGGCGUCGCUUAAUUUCCGAAUAAGGCCUAGUGACAGAAAGCGAUGUAUAGUACAUUUAGAACUUGUCGAGGCAUCCAGAGAUUCCAAAUGUCAAAUUCUUCAUAAAAGAGUCAAACACCGACUCAACAAACGCAAGAGGAAUAAAGGACGAAACGAUAAGUUAGGCCUUUGUGUAAUCCAAGAAGUUUUAGAGUACGCCUUUCUCGACAAUGCAGUUGCUAGCGAGCAUAUCAAAUGCCCACGCAACAUUUAG